UAACAAAUUGUCAAUUAAAUAGAAAAUAAUAAUAAUUUUUCUAAACUAUUUAUGAAUUGAAUUUCAAAUAAAACCGCGAGUUUUCAUUCUUAUUUACUGCCGAAUCGCAUGCGAAUCAUUUUCGAACAAAAACCAAACACAAAAAUAUUGAGGUCGUUCUCAGGUUGUAUUAAUUAUAUCUAUUGUUCUACAGAUGUUUUGAUAAUGGAUAACGAUAUAAAUGAAAGUGUUAAAAUUGAAGCUACUGAAGCUCAAAAGAAAACGGAAAAUAUAACAGCAGAGCCAAAACCUGUGCAUCACAGAGAAAGAAAGCAUGUAAAAGAUGAAAAACCGAAGAAAAAGGAGGAACGAGGUGUUGAGCAAGUGUUAAAAAGUUUGGUCAGCAUUGAAAAUGCUGACGAAAAAUUAUCGGCAAUGUGUAAAAAAUAUUCUGAAGUCAUUGAUGAAAAUCGUAAAUUACAAUUGUCAUUAAAGCAAUCGGAGAAAAAAGUUCAAAUGAUACAACGCGAGAAAGAUCAAUUACAAACAGAGCGUAGCAAAGCUGUUUUAACAAGAAGUCGACUUGAAAGUUUAUGUCGUGAAUUACAACGACAAAAUAAAGCCGUAAAAGAAGAGAGUUUACUUAAACUUCGCGAAGAAGAGGAAAAACGUAAGGAAGUAUCGGCCAAAUUUCAAAGUACCCUGGGCGAACUUACUGCUCUUAUGAGUCAAAAUAAUGAAAAAAAUACCAAACUUUACGAAGACAAUAUGGAAAUGAGUAAAAAUUUUAAAUCCCUCUGUGAACAAGUUGAAUUGAGAGAACAGCAAUUUGAAAAAAUUCAUCAACAAAUGCAAUUGGAAAUUCAAUUGGCCGAAGCGAAAUUAGCUAAAGUCACGUUGGAAAUGACAUCGGAGAAAGAAGCACUCUUGAAUGAGAAAAAACAACUUUUGGCAAAAUUAGCCGAAUAUCAAUUGAGACUGAAAGAAAUGCAGGCCCAGGAAGUGGGACUCAGAAGUCAAAUAAGCAUGUACACUGACAAAUACGACGAAUUUCAAAAUGCUUUAACAAAAAGCAAUCAAGUAUUUGGCGGAUUCAAUGAGGAAAUGGAGAAAAUGUCAAAGAAAAUUUACAAACUCGAAAAAGAAACAGGAUUAUGGAAACAGCGUUGGGAGAAGAGUCAUCAAGCUCUACUUGAAAUGGCCGCCGAUAAACAAACUCGAGACGCUGAAAUUGAGGGUCUCAAUAAAAAACGAUUACUUCUUUUAGAAUUGUGUAAAGCUUUUCAACAGGAGCGAACAACACUCAUUAUGCAAUUAAAGGAGAAAACUGUCGAAUCAAAUUCCAUUCAAACUGACAAUGUUAAAUCAAUUGAACAAAUUGAAAAUUUCACAAAAGUCUCAGAAAAAUUGGGUGAUAAUUUAUCACAAGCGCAAGAAUCAUUAAUGCAAGAUAUUGCCGCCCAAGAGGCAAAGCGAACAAAUCAAAAAACUGAUGAACCACCAGUAAAAACAGAAUCUACAAAAAGAAAAGAGAAGAAAAAACAGGAUGCAAAACAAAAAAAGAAUGAAUCAUCAACAGUGAAAAAUGAAAAUAAUGAUAAAAUCCAAAAAGAAGAAAUCAUAUCAGAUGAAAAAAUUACUUCUAAACAAGAGAAUUUACAAGAGAGUAAAAAUACAAAAGAUAAAGAACUUGUUUCAGAAAUUAAUCAACCUGAAAUAAUUAAAGAUGAAUUGAAAAAUGAUUCGAAUCAAGAAACUAAAGAUACUGAACUAAAAGUAAUUGAUCAAGAAACUAAAGAAAUAGAACAAUCAGAUAAAAAUAAUUCAAAUGAUAAUUUAAUGAAAAAUAAUGAUUUAGAAAAAAUUUGUGUAUCAAAUUCUGACAGUACAAAUCAAAUAUCAAAUGAUGUAAAAUUGCCUGUAGACAAUAAUAAGACUGAGAAUAUUAUCAGCGAGAAAAUAGAAAAAAUUGAAAUUACAAAUGAAAUAGAUAAAUUAAGUGAAACAUUAAAGAAUACCGAAGUAAAUGAAAAAAAAUUAGAAACAAAUGAUGAGUGUCUUGAAAAUAAAUUGAUAAGUGAUACAAAUUAUCAGGAGGAAAAUAUUAAAGAGAAUUGUAGUGUUUCACAAAAUUCUCAACUUGAAUCUGAAAAAAUGGAAAAUCUUUGCGAAAUGACAGUUUUAUCUAAUUCAGAUAAUGUACAAAUUAAAUCUCCAACAUGUCCUAUGACAGCGAAAAAAGGAAAGGAAGCAAAGAGGAAGAAGAAGUGAAAAAAAUGAGAAAAAAUCUUCCAACUACUUCCCUUAAGAUCUAAGUAUUUUAACAAAAUAAAAAGAAGAGUAAUGUAAGUCUUAUAACGCAUCAAUGCGAAUUAAGAACACUGAUUUUCUUAACUUUUUCUAAACAGUGUUUUUUUUUUUAUUAUUGAUCGCAGGCAAAAUAGAUUUAAUAUUUUAAUUUAAUUGUUCUUAUGUUUUUCUUUCGUUUCCAUGUUUCAUAUAUUAAAAAUCGUUUAGCAUGUUUUUUUUUUAAAGAGAAAUAAUGUCUUGACGACAAAAAAAAAAAAAAAAAAAAAUAGUGAAUCUUGCCAGUUUUAUUUAUUACGAAUAAAAUAUCUUGUGUUGUUUUUUUAAUACACACAAGUAAAAAUAAUUUUUAUUCGAAUGUUAAAACAAAAAUUUCUUCUUCGUAUACGUAAUGUAUAUAAAUCUAAGUUUUGUGACAUAUUCAAGAUCUCUUGUAUUUAUUUUGUCAUCUUUUUUUUUGUGAAAAAACAUAUAUAUCUGCUGUUAUUUUCAAACUUAAUAAUUGUGUUUAAUAAAUUAUAAAUUUGUAUGUGAA
This is a messenger RNA of Leptopilina boulardi, 2821 nucleotides long. Its product is annotated as alpha-taxilin-like. Bases 109 to 2250 code for a protein of 713 amino acids. The record is from RefSeq and is a predicted model, not a curated record. Gene Ontology annotation, molecular function: syntaxin binding. NCBI's taxonomy places the organism in Eukaryota, Metazoa, Arthropoda, Insecta, Hymenoptera, Figitidae. The transcript is spliced from 5 exons.